AAUCGACUUUCGAAGUGGCGAAGUAAAAUAAUGUUAUUAGAAGUUUUUGUAACAAUUCAUCAUUAACAUUAGUUUUUAAAAAUUAAAAAUGACAAGUACCAUUUCUUAUAACAAUGAGAAAGUCGUUCAAGGUGAAGUGGAAUAUCCCGCUAGUGAUCCGGCCUCAGGAGCUUUCUUUCAACCAGAUUAUAAAAAGAAUGAAGACCUAAAGCAAAUGCUGGAUGGGUCUAAAGAUUCUUUGAAACUGGAGGCUAUGAAGAGGAUCAUCGGAAUGAUUGCUAAAGGGAGAGAUGCAUCUGAUUUGUUUCCAGCAGUUGUUAAGAAUGUAGUGUCAAAAAAUAUAGAAGUUAAGAAGCUGGUGUACGUGUAUCUCGUGCGGUACGCUGAAGAGCAACAGGACCUUGCCUUGUUAUCCAUCAGUACAUUCCAAAGGGCGCUGAAGGACCCAAAUCAAUUAAUUAGAGCGAGUGCUCUCCGAGUUCUAUCAUCCAUCCGCGUACCAAUGAUUGUCCCAAUUGUAAUGCUAGCGAUACGCGACUCGGCCAGUGACAUGAGUCCAUAUGUUAGGAAGACUGCUGCUCACGCCAUUCCUAAGCUGUACAGUCUAGAUCCAGAUCAGAAGGAAGAGCUGGUCGCGAUCAUAGACAAACUUUUGUCCGAUAAAGCGCCUUUAGUUGUCGGUUCAGCGGCCAUGGCUUUCACCGAAGUGUGUGGAGAUCGCAUGAGUUUAAUUCACAGAAGCUACAGGAAACUUUGCUCCCUACUGGCGGACGUGGACGAAUGGGGCCAGCUGACAUUGCUGAAUGUCCUGACCGUCUACGCCAAGACCUGCUUCCCAAAUCCAAAUAAUGAUAGCUACUCGAGCGACAGCGACAAGCCGUUCUACGAGUCGGACAGCGAGGGCGCGGGGGGGGCGGAGGGCGCGGUGGACGGCGACCUGCGCCUGCUGCUGCGCGCCGCCAAGCCGCUGCUGCAGAGCCGCAACGCCGGCGUCGUCAUGGCCGUCGCGCAGCUCUUCUACCACUGCGGGCCCGUUCAAGAAUUACAGCCGGUAGCGAAGGCCAUGGUUCGUCUGCUGCGGGCGCCCAUCGAAGUGCAGAGCGUAGUGCUGAACUCCAUAGCCUCCCUCACCGUCACCAGGCGGUCCAUCUUCGAGCCGUUCCUGAAAUCGUUCUUCGUUCGGAACUCCGACCCGACCCACAUUAAGCUCCUGAAGCUGGAGAUCCUCACCAACCUGUCGACGGAGACCAGCGCGCCGGUCGUGCUCCGCGAGUAUCAGACCUAUGUCACCUCCAACGACAAGGCCUUCGUGGCCGCCACCAUACAGGCCAUCGGCAGGCUCGCCGUGGCCAUACACACCGAGACGGAGACUUGCCUCAACGGACUGCUGCAUCUGCUAUCGAGCAAAGAUGAGUGGGCGGUGUGCGAGGCCGUGGUGGUGGUGAAGCGCGUGGUGGGGGGUGGGGCCGCGUCCGCUCGUGCCGCCGUCUCCCGCGCCGCCAAGCUGCUGCUCACCGACAGAUUAGCAGGCAACGCCCGCGCAGCCGCCGUGUGGCUGGUGGCGGAGCACGGGGCGAAGCACCCGCGGGCCGCCGCCAUACUGGCGCACAUGGCGUCCAACUUCGCCGACCAGGACGAGCUCGUGAAGCUCCAGCUGCUGUCGCUGGCGGUGAAGCUGUCGCUCACGCAGCCGGACACGCUGCCCAUGUGCAAGUACGUGCUGGCGCUGGCGCGCUACGACGCGAGCUACGACGUGCGCGACCGCGCGCGCAUGCUACGCCGGUUCGUAGAGCCCGAGCACGGCGGCCUGCUGGGCCAGUACGCGAAGCACAUCUUCUGCCCGGACAAGCCCAAACCGACCGUGCAUUGUAAUUACAAAGAACGAGACCAGUACACGGUGGGAUCUCUCUCGCAGUACAUCGGCUCGGCGGCGGUCGGGUACCGCCCGCUGCCGUCUGCUCCUCGGGAGACCAUUGGAGCAGAGCUUCGUGAUAUCGCUGUGCCUGUUAGUACACCUGCAGCUGAAGAGGGACAGAAGAACAAGAGCUUCUACUCGGAGCCGGACAGCGACGGCUCGGAAUCCUCGUCGGCGACCUCGUCUGAUUCCAGCAGCUCCGAGGACUCGUCCGACGAGGAAAAGUCAAACGGUGUUGAAAAGAAAGAGAAUAAAACAAAAGAAACGAACAAUUACAAAUCAUCCAACUCAGACUCAUCAGACUCCGAGUCGGAUAGUGACACGUCGUCGAACUCGGAGAGCGAGACGGAGGGUUCGGAGAGCAGUGAGGACAAUAACAAGAAAGAAAAUCAAAAGGAAACACCGAAAUCAGAAGUAAAGGAUAAAAAGAAUGAGAAGUCAAACUUAGAAUUGCUUCUGGAACUGGACGAAGUUGCCAGUUCGUUGCCGACCAUGACUCCCACUUGUGGGGGAUUCUUAUCCCCUCCGACGGUGCCACCGCCUGGAAUUGGUGACGCGGACAGUAUCACGCCCGUCGGCCCGUCGCUGGUGCCGCCCACGCAGACCGAGGUGAUCCCGCGCGUGACGUCACGCGGGCUGAGCGUGACGCGGCGCUGGUCGCGCGCGCCGCACCUCUACUCGCACCGGAUGUGCGCCGUCGAGCUCACCUUCACCAACCACACAGCCGACGACAUCGACAACAUCCGCGUCAACAGGAAGACGCUAACAGGAGCGCGCGCUAUCCACGAGUUCGCGGUGAUCCCACGCCUGGGCGGCGGCGCCAGCGUGACGGGCACGUUGGGCGUGGACUUCGCGGACACCAUACAACCGAUUGAAUUCACAAUCAUCAGUUCAUUAGGUGAGGUGAGUGCGUCGAUCACUCCACCCGUGGGGGAGUUGAUGCGCGCUGUCAGCAUGUCGUGUGCGCGCUGGGACAGAGAGCACAGGGGACUGCGGGGCAUGACCGAGUGCAACAAGCAAGCUGCCAAACUGGAGGAUGAGCAAGCUGUGUGCAAGCGAGUGUUCGAGACGGCCAACGUGGCCGCCGUCACCGCCACUGGAAACUUCCUUAGGUUCGCCGGUCGAAUGAUGUCAUCGCAAGAUUUAGUUUUGUUAUCUGUGAAAAUAGAAGAAGACUCCUCUAUGGUCACCGCCAAUUGUUCCAACAUGGCGAUCGCGUCGUUGUUAGCCAAUCAAAUCGCACAGGCGUUUGCUAGAGAUUAAAUUAAAUUGAGCGCGCAUGUUGUACAUUUUUUCUUACAUUUAAUUUGCCAAUAGCUUAAUUAGAUUUAUUCGAAAAGACUCGAUUUAUAUAUAUAUAUGUAUAAAUCGAGUCUUGAAUAUAAUUAAGAUCUGCAUUGGUAUUCUUAAUAUUUUUCAACUUUACAUAUUGUUGUACUGUAAUGAUGAGGUGACAACUAUUAAUAUUUAAAAUAUCAUUCGCUAAUAAUUUACGACCAUAAUGUAUAAGCGUUGAUUAGCGAAUGAUUAGUUAAAAUGCCGCGUCUUCUUCUUUCAAAUGUCAAAUCAAUAAUGAUAGAAAGAGAGAUAUCAGUGUUUAGUCUAGUUUAACGUUAAUAUAUACCACUUCACUUAUAUUAUGUAUUUUUUUUUAUCAAAUACCUGUAAAGUAGACGAUUUUGUAAAGCACUGUAUUGUUUUUAAAACUUUUCACUGUGCUUAGGUAUAAGUUGUACUCAUUAUACGUAAAGUUCUCAUUAUACGAAUAUAUUCAUA
Molecule: messenger RNA, 3691 nt
Organism: Nymphalis io (European peacock)
Lineage: Eukaryota; Metazoa; Arthropoda; Insecta; Lepidoptera; Nymphalidae
Gene: rb
Product: AP-3 complex subunit beta-2
Exons: 22
Coding region: 89-3178 (1029 amino acids)
Biological process (GO): intracellular protein transport; vesicle-mediated transport
Cellular component (GO): AP-3 adaptor complex; membrane coat
Source: RefSeq, a predicted model, not a curated record